Nematocida homosporus is the source of this 699-nucleotide messenger RNA. Its product is annotated as diacylglycerol diphosphate phosphatase / phosphatidate phosphatase. Gene Ontology annotation, molecular function: phosphatidate phosphatase activity. The record is from RefSeq and is a predicted model, not a curated record. The transcript has a single exon. Gene Ontology annotation, biological process: phospholipid metabolic process. Bases 1 to 699 code for a protein of 232 amino acids. NCBI's taxonomy places the organism in Eukaryota, Fungi, Microsporidia.
AUGUUAUCAGAUACAUACGAGAAGUCACUACUAGAAAGAUAUACGCUUUGUAUUAGUUCAGUUGUGUUGCUAGCAGCUGGAUUGUGCUUUAAUAUCUGGGAACCAUUGCAGUUUUGGGGUCCGGAGAGUCUUAUGCCCGGUAGAAUGUAUGCCCAUCAUGAAACCGUUCGUUUUUCAGUUGUGUUGUUCGGGGCUUUACUCAUACCAUUUGUUAUUUGUUGGAUUAAGCGGGUAACAAAACAACGUGAGAAGCCUCUAGAUACGCUUUUGGUCUCAGUUUUUGCCAUUGCUUUGACUAACUUCAUAGUUUGCACGUUGAAGUUUGCGAUUGGUAAACAGCGGCCAGACUAUGCCGAUCGAGUGAGUCAAUUUACAUCGGGUAAGCAGUUUUUGGAAGCAACCCGGUCGUUCCCUUCUGGACAUAGUGCGGUGGCCUUUGCCUGUGCGGUCUUGGUUGCCUAUUCAGUUUGGAUCGUCAUGCAUAAGUACAAGCACACGGCGCGUCAUUGGCAAUUGACCAUUUUUGGGAUAGUGACUCCUUUCCUUUUGGCUAGUUUUGUGGCGCUAAGUCGUAUAUACGAUGGACGUCAUGACGUAGUUGAUGUAAGUGCUGGUGUUUUCAUUGCUAUCAUUGUCUGUGUACUAACCGUCAACUAUUUGGGCGACCGACAGGACAUGUAUCACAAGUGGGUCAUAUAG